Helicoverpa zea (corn earworm) is the source of this 1119-nucleotide messenger RNA. Its product is annotated as nudix hydrolase 8-like. The transcript is spliced from 5 exons. Lineage: Eukaryota; Metazoa; Arthropoda; Insecta; Lepidoptera; Noctuidae. Bases 129 to 1004 code for a protein of 291 amino acids. The record is from RefSeq and is a predicted model, not a curated record. Gene Ontology annotation, molecular function: NAD binding; NADH pyrophosphatase activity; ADP-ribose diphosphatase activity.
GUCAAUGUCAGCGUGAUUGAUAGAUAUUGUCAAAACAUCUCAACAGUAUUACUCGAAUUAGAAUUUCAUUUUAUUUUUAUUACGUAUUUUCUUUGAUAUCAUAAGAUAUGCGAAUUUAAUAAUAUAAUAUGAAUAAGCUAUUAUUAUACUGUACACGCGUUUAUCGGACGAGUGUUAUCUUACGAAAAUAUCCCGUUUGUUCAUAUUCUACUGAACAUCCCAGCGCAAUAUUUAUUGGGACCAAAGAUAGAUACAAUGGCAUUACAAUUGAUUCCAAAAAAGAAAAUAUCAAUGAGGAAAAAUUCACAAAAAAUCUUGAAGAGUCACUGGCAUACUGGGCAACCGAAGGACACAGAUGUAUAUGGUUCAAGAUUAACAUAAAUGAUGCUUUUUGUGUACCCAUAUUAGCACAAAAAGGAUUUAGUUUCCAUCAUGCAAGAGAUGACUUUGUGAUGAUGUACAAAUGGCUGCCUAGGGACUCGGAGCCGAACCUCCCUCCGGCUUGCCACACUAACCUUGGAGUUGGUGCCAUGGUCUUCAAUGAGAAGAACCACAUCCUUGCAAUCUCUGAGAAGCACUAUGAGUAUCCUCACUGGAAGCUUCCUGGAGGCUAUGUUGAGAGAGGUGAAGAUAUUGUUGAUGCAGCUGUAAGAGAGGUGAAAGAAGAGACAGGUAUUGACGCCGCAUUUGAGUCACUCGUCACAUUUCGUCACACACACAACAUGAUGUACGGAAACUCAGAUAUUUAUGUUAUUCUUAUGAUGAAGGCUUUGUCACAUGAUAUUGUACCAUCUCCAAGAGAGGUUAACCUUUGCAAGUGGAUGGAAGUAGAGGAAUAUAUUACCCAUCCUCAUGUUCAUUACUUCAAUAGACUUAUUGUUAAAACAGCUUUAGACUAUAAACAAAAGAACUUAAAACUUGAUAUACAGAAAAAAACUGUUAAAUGGGCAACUAAUGUAAGAGAAAUGAAUUUUUUGGUGGUUAAUGAAUGUAAAUAUUCUUAAAUGUAAUAUGUAGGUAAAUGUGAAAUAGUACAAAAUAUUGUGUAUAUAUUUGUGAAUAUGUAAAAUAUAAUGUACCUAUACUGUUGAAAAUACAAGUAAAAUAUAAAUUUAAAAA